Malurus melanocephalus (red-backed fairy wren) is the source of this 797-nucleotide messenger RNA. Its product is annotated as heat shock protein beta-11-like. Lineage: Eukaryota; Metazoa; Chordata; Aves; Passeriformes; Maluridae. Gene Ontology annotation, biological process: response to heat; protein refolding. The record is from RefSeq and is a predicted model, not a curated record. The coding region runs from base 65 to 649 and encodes 194 amino acids. Gene Ontology annotation, molecular function: protein folding chaperone. The transcript has a single exon.
UGGAAAAGGGACAGAAGCAGCAGCAGCAGCAGCAGCAGCCGCAGCAGCAGCAGCAGAAGCAACGAUGCUUUGCCGGAUGCACCUCGCACCGUUCGCCUCCAGCUCCCUGGCCAGCCGUCUGGGCACAGUGAGGACCCUCUGGCCGCACGCAGAGACCAUCUUCACCGAGCUGCAGCAGGAGAUGGAGAAAGCUCGGGAGUUCAUGAGCAGCUUCGAGCAGCUCCUGAGCAACCACGGAGCCAUCGCCGCGGAGCGCACCCCGAGCACCAGCAUGACCCUGAGCCAGAGCUCCGGAGACGGCUUCUCAGUCUGCCAGGACGUCAAGAACUUCACUCCCGAGCAGCUGUCGGUGAAGGUGGUGGGCAGAAAGGUGGUGCUGGUGGGGCAGAAGGAGACGCAGAACGUCGAUGACAAGGGCUCCUUCUCCUACAAGUACGAGGUGCUGAAGCGGGAGUGGGACGUGCCCGAGGAGGUGGACGCCGAAGCGCUGACCUGCUCCCUGUCCAAGGAUGGGCAGCUCCGCAUCGAGGCCCCCAAACUGGCACUGCCGGCCGCUCCCGAGAGGAAUGUGCCCAUCCAGGUCAGCCCUGCAGCCCCACAGACCGGAGCAGCCUCUGAGGAUGGAGCUGCCAACAAAGCCCAGGUGUAAGAGGAUGGGACCCGAUGGCCACGGCAGGACCGGAGCAGACCGGAGCGAGUCUCGGGUUUAAGCCCAGACAAGCUUCAUCAGCAAUGAUGUCAUUUUUUUCACUACACUGGAAUGUUUUUGUAUCCAAUAAAAAUACUUUUGCAUUGAA